Molecule: messenger RNA, 1050 nt
Organism: Papaver somniferum (opium poppy)
Lineage: Eukaryota; Viridiplantae; Streptophyta; Magnoliopsida; Ranunculales; Papaveraceae
Exons: 1
Coding region: 1-1050 (349 amino acids)
Source: RefSeq, a predicted model, not a curated record
AUGGCGGUUUAUGUAAGAGCGAAAAGAGUUACAGAUCCAUUAAACGAUAAAGUGAAAGCUAGUAUUUGUGGUCAUCAUGAUGUGAAAAGUUAUGUUAGUAGCAGCGGGAGUGAACAUGAUUCUGAUCAUCAUCACGAUUCUUCUUCUUCUUCGUCGUGUAGUCUUUCUGAUCUCAUUCAUGGAUUCUUAGAAAAUGAUGAUGAUGAUAAAGGAAGAAAUCAGAACGCCGAGAAUGAUCAUGAAGAGUGUAGUAGUGAUUCAGAGAAGAGGAUGAUUGAUAGUAAUAAUAAUUCUGUUUCUCUAAAUGAAUCGAUUAGUAUGCUGAGAGAUCUGUUGAAUCCAAGAGUGAGAUUUGAUUCAGGUUUUCGAUUAAUGUUACAAUCUCAAGUAACGAAGACAUUUACAUUAUAUUCAUCAUUAAGUUCAGACAAAGGUGUUUUAAGAAGACGUGUUAUGAGUUAUCUUCGUGAAAAUGGAUAUAAUGCUGGGAUUUGUAAAACUAAAUGGGAAAGUUGUGGAGGAUUAACUGGAGGUAAUUAUGAAUUUAUUGACGUAAUUAAACCAGCAUCAUUAUCAUGUUCAUCGGAGAUCAGGUAUUUUAUUGAUAUUGAUUUUAUGGGAGAGUUUGAAAUUGCUAGACCAACUUCACAGUAUGAGAAGUUGGUACAAAUUUUACCUAGAGUUUAUAUUGGAAGAUCUGAAGAACUUAAACAAAUUAUCAAAUUAGUGUCUGAAGCUGCUAAGAAAUCUUUGAAGAUUAAUCAGCUUCUGUUAUCUCCUUGGAGGAAGAAUCGUUUUAUGCAAAUGAAAUGGUUUGGUCCGUAUAAAAGAACUCUGAAUCAAGUGUCAUCUUCUUCAUCUUCAUCAGCAUCACCAACGGCGUCGAAUAUUCAGUUAGGGUUUCAUCAGAAGAUCAAUUUUGCUCCGAUCAAAUAUCAGUCAUCUUCAUCAAUGGGAUUCAACGUUGAUCGUAACAGUUCGAAUGUUAUUAACGGUGUUUGUAACGGUGGCCGUUUAAAUAAUAUUCCUGUGGCUACUCGUAUUAGAUAG